Messenger RNA from Cydia splendana, 9925 nucleotides. RefSeq lists its product as uncharacterized. Gene Ontology annotation, biological process: positive regulation of transcription by RNA polymerase II; negative regulation of DNA-templated transcription; nucleosome assembly. The transcript has 15 exons. The coding region runs from base 637 to 8646 and encodes 2669 amino acids. Gene Ontology annotation, cellular component: nucleosome; chromatin; MOZ/MORF histone acetyltransferase complex. Gene Ontology annotation, molecular function: histone acetyltransferase activity; transcription coregulator activity; DNA binding. The record is from RefSeq and is a predicted model, not a curated record. NCBI's taxonomy places the organism in Eukaryota, Metazoa, Arthropoda, Insecta, Lepidoptera, Tortricidae.
UCAAAAAUAUUUUUUCAUAUAGCAACUGAUUGAUAGCCAUUUUGAAGAGCCUUUUGUUGGUGUUUUGUGAAUGUUUUCAAGUAAAUUUUGUAAUAAACCAUUGAUAUAAAAGUAAAUUAACUAUUGGAAUAUCAUUGCGGGCUACAAACACCUAAUCAUUACAUGUCAUCACUUUGUGUUGUUUGUUUGUGAAGUCGCAUUGUGAAAAAAAAAAGAACCGGAAAGUACUCUGCUGUAUUAGGUUUUAUUUUACAUUUAGUGAGAGGUAAAUAAGGAACAAUAAAUCAAUCAACCCUUUUGUGGUAGUUAUUUAGUGAAGUGUAAUUAAACCAAAGCAUUUACGUCGCGUGUAUUCCUUCGACGUAAAUUUGGAUUGUCACAAGAUGGCCGCCAUCGGAUGCUCGCUCCGCCGAAACCCGCUCUCAAAGCGCGAUGUGUCACCCACGGGCGCCCGCUUGGCCGCCAACAUGCUGUGAGCCGGCGUCGGGCGGCGCGCUGCGCUCUCCGGCCCCUUCCGGCGAGGUUCCAUUUCGUAAAAUGGAAUUUCGCUCGAGGCGCCAAAAUACGAUGGGUGUUGACAGCGCUCCAGUACCGUACCGUUACUCCGACGGCCGAUCAAAAUAAUCGUAGACAAAGAUGAGCGAGCCGGAAGACGUCGGAAAGGAUGUGUGGAAGCGAUGGAUACUCGAGGCGAUUCGGAAAAUACGUUCACAGAAACAGCGGCCGAGCGUGGAGCGCAUCUGUCACGCGAUCAGGCAGCACCACAAUUAUCAUGAGGACGUGGUCUCCGAGCGCCUGGAGCGGGCCGUGCGCGAGGGCGCCGUGCUGAAAGUGUACAACAAGGGGCAGAGCUCGUACAAGGACCCAGGGGGGUUGCAAAGCAGGACUCUUAGGAUAGCACCGGACAUCGAUGUGUCGCGGGCAGUGGCUAAAGCAGUGCGCGAGUUAGGUGAACGGGACGGUAGUGACUUAAAGACUAUAGAGAAACAUCUGCAGCAGGCAUACCAAGUGACUGUGGACCCUGAAGUUGAUGUGCGUACAGUGUUGAAGGCCGCAGCGAAGCGGGCCGUUACUAGGGGGUUGAUAACCCACCAUCAGGGAUUUUAUAAGGCUGCGGAGAGACCAAGGGCUGGGUCACAUGAGCGAACUCCGAAGCAGAAGAAGAACCAGGAAUCAGAAAAGAGCCCCGAAGGCUUGCCCAUCUGCGCCGAGUGCCUGGGCACGGAGACGCGCAACAGCAGCGGCGAGCCCGAGCCGCUCAUCAGCUGCCAGCAGUGCAAGUCCUACGCGCACCCCACGUGCCUCAACCUUCUGGACCACACCACACAGACUACUUUAAAGGCGCUGCGCUGGUCGUGCGGCGAGUGUGCGUGGUGCUCCGUGUGCGGCAGCGCGGGCGGCUGGGCGGCGCGCUGCUCCUCGUGCUCGGGCGCCGCGCCCCGCUACGCGCACGCGCACUGCGCGCCGCCGCCCUGGCGCUGCGCCACCUGCAAGGACAUGCCCGCUACUCCAAAGCGGUCGGGUGGUGCGACGACGCCGCGGACGAAGAAGGCGCGCACGCCGCGCCGCGCGGCCUCGGACUCCGAGCCCUCCGACGGUAAUGACCCCCCCGCGCCGCUCGACCAGAGAAUGUCCAAGGAGAAACAAAAGUUUUUCAGAUUCAGCGCCUUCAACCUCGUCAAGCGCCGGCGGCGCGACUCCUCCAGCGACUGGGAGGGCUGGGACCGGGCGAGGUUCAACGGCGUCAGGGUCACUAGAGUGCAACGGUUGGAACUGCGCCUAGAGCGACGGAGAAGGCGCCAACCGUCAACCGACUCCGAUUCGUCCUUGCCCCCGUCCCCCCCUCGAGAACUCUACUCCCCACCCCCUGAAUCUCCCGUCCACACGCCGACCAUCUUCGAGCGGCUCGCCAGCGACUCCUGCAAAGGCGCCUGGGGUUUCGCCGCCGAAGCGCAGAAGCAGCGGCAAAUCGAAGAGAAACCCGUAGAGUCGAAGCGACGUUCGGAAUCCCCUAGAAAACAGAAGCUAGAGCCGAGAAGGAUAGCGCGGCGGCGCAGCAGAUGCGGCGAGCGACUCCUGACCACAUUAUUCGACGGCCUGUCGGAGUUUUACUCGGUUCGAACGGAAUCUAGAUCCCAAUCGAGGCAUCGCGGGCGACCUCGAAGAGAAAAAUCCGUCCGACGCGAAUCCCUCACGGAAACCAGAGAAACCGAGCGACAGGUCUUAAAGGAGACCCGCAGCACCUUCCGCAAGCACCUAGAGACGUUAAAACGCGAGCGCAGCCCGAGCGCGCCCCCAGAUUACAUAUUACCGAAAGAGGAGUGCAACAGUAGACUGUCGGCCUCGUCGCUCGUGCGGCUGGCGGCGUGCAAGCGGCACGCGCGGGACGACAGCGAGAAGCUGUACCGCGCGCUCGAGCGCGAGCGAGCCCCGGCCGCGGCCCCGGCCAGCAAUCAGACGGAAAGCAAGAAGCUCCCCCCGGGCGUGACGGUGGGCGACGCGUCGCUGUUCAGCGCGGCGCUGGCGGCGGCGGCGGCGGCGGCGGCGGCUGCCGUGCCGGCGGCGGCCGCGCCGGCCGCGGAGCCCGCGCUGGCCGCCGCCGCGCCGCCGCCGCGCUGCCCCUCCGCCAUCGAGUUCGGCCAGUGGGAGAUCGACACCUGGUACUCCAGCCCCUUCCCGCAGGAAUAUGCCAGGCUACCCAAGCUAUUCCUGUGCGAGUUCUGCCUUAAAUACGCCAAAAGUCGGGCCGUGCUCAUGCGCCACCUCGACAAGUGCCUGUGGCGACACCCGCCCGCCACCGAGAUCUACCGUUGCGGAGACAUAUCCGUCUUCGAAGUGGACGGAAACGCCAACAAAAUCUACUGCCAGAACCUCUGCCUUCUCGCCAAACUCUUCCUCGACCACAAAACGCUCUACUACGACGUUGAACCAUUCUUAUUCUACGUGUUAACGAAAAAUGAUAACAAAGGAUGUCAUCUGGUCGGAUACUUUUCGAAAGAGAAGCAUUGUCAGCAGAAGUACAAUGUGUCGUGCAUUAUGACGAUGCCGCAGUACCAGAGGCAGGGCUACGGGCGGUUUCUCAUCCAUUUUAGUUAUUUAUUAUCAAAAGAGGAAGGUCAACCCGGAACACCAGAAAAACCUCUAUCCGACCUCGGCCGAGUGUCGUACCACGCUUACUGGAAGUCGGUCAUACUAGAGUUCCUCCACGACCACAAAGACAAACCAUUCACGCUCGAGGACAUCGCGCAUACAACGGGCAUGCACAUGAACGACAUCGCCGCCACCUUCCAAAUGCUCGGUUUCGUCAGAUACCUACCCAACAAUGACUCGAUGAAACUAGGACUCUGCAUAGACUGGAACAAGGUCGACACUCACGUGAAAAAAUUAAGAAGUAGACCACGGUUGGAAAUCGACCCAGAAUGUCUCAGGUGGACGCCGCUUUUGGCCCCCACCAUCAACCCUUUCAGGUCGCCCGACGAAGGCUCCGCCGACCAGGACACUGAGAACGACGAGGAAAUGAAAACUGAGAGUGAGGACACGGCGACAGAACCUGAAACACCAGUCACCAAAGCGGAGACCAAGUUGAAGACCAAAAUUGAAAAGGAGAAGACCCCUGAACCAGUUGAGGUCACAUCAUCCGGGCGACGGCGGACGAGACCUCUCAAGUACAGCGAAACGACUUACCAGACUACUCCCACGCUCGCACAGGAGGGCGGUAGAAAGAGGAAACGGGAUGUAAACAGAAAGCUAUCCGAAUCCAAUUUAACCGAGGACGAUAAAAAGCCAGAGGAGACGACGCCGCGGCAACAGAGAAGUAAAAGUGUUGCGAGGCGGUCCUCCAGAGUCGCUCAGAACGAGCUCAAUGAAGACUCCAACCCUACUCCGACACCCAGAAGCAGGAGACAGAGUGUUAAAGAAAAGGAGACAUAUGCCUCAGAUAGCCAGGAUAGCCAAGAAGAUACCCUCGACAACUCAGUCGCCGCAACAGCCAGUGUCAAAGCGAAAGCGAAGCGAAAACAUCCCUGGCGUGGUCGUCCUAAGAAGCGACAAAAGGUCACCAAAGCUAAUAAGCUCAGAACUGAUUCCCCUGACGCCAAGAAGGCAAAAAUGGACGAGGAAACCAACUGCAAAACUGACGACGAUUCAAUGGAGGAAGAAAAGCCCAAAUCGCCAGUUCAAAACCAUAAUUCCCCUAAAAGUCAAGAUGUCGAAAAACCCAAGGAGAAAAGCAAGAAUUCAGACAGCUCUGAGGACUCUUCUGGGGAGGCUGAUGAUGAAAUGGAUGUGGAAGAGGUAGAGGAUAAAAGAAGUGUAUCCAGCAAACCCGCCAGUCCUCGGCAAGUAGAAGAGAACAGCACUGAUCAUCACACCAGUGACAUGGAACUUGACAGCAUACACAUGGAUUCACCAAAAUCUAUAGCUGAGAAAGAACAAGUCAUCAAAGAAACCUCCACUGAAGACAGUGAGAAAAAUGACAAAGCCAGUGAAGACGUAGAAUCACCCGCCGUCAACGCUACAGAAUCAAAACCGGAAUCGCAGUCGCAAAAAGUAGAUGAGCAGACAGAAGCGAAAAAUGGCGAAAUCAAGUCGCCAACUAAAUCUUCGCUAGACGACAAAGAGACUAUAAUCAUAUCAGAAUCAGACGACAAUAACAGCCAAAGUUGUCCGCUUCCUUCUCCGAAACCGAACAACACGGUACCGGCGCAAACUAACAAUGAAAACAAACCUAAAGAGGUUGAAGAAAACGAAAGCCCUUCUAAGGUUAUACCAGUUGUGUCCACGGAGAACGCUCACAUAGUGUUAGAUCACAAGAUUCAAGAGGAAGUGAAUCCAAGUAGACCACCAGUAGAUCUUAUUGUUCCUAAGAUACACCAGAUAGAGACUAUAGUAGUUGAAAGAGAGUCUGACAAUGGCCCAUCGCCCCAUCCGCCACCAAAACUGAAUGAUAAAUCUGUUAUCAAUGAGUCACCAAAACAAAAAAGGACACCAGAAAAAGCUAAUUCUGAAUGUGAACAAAAAAAGUGUGAAAUAAGAAAAGAAACAGUGAUACAACAUCAGGCUAUGGACGAGCUUAAAAGUCCAGAGAAAAAGUCUCCAACUAAACCUGACUCGAUCAUUCAGAAUGUGGACCUUCAAAGAGACAUGAGCAAUAUGAAAUUACCCGAAAUGCCUAAACUUGAUUCCUACCCAGAUAUGGAGAGGAAUAAAUCGCAAAAUUGCGUUGUUAGCAAAGAAAGCGAAAUAACUUUUAGAAAUGACUUGGUUAAUCCAAGAAAAGACGAGAUGGUCAUCACGAGAAAUGUAAUAGAACCAAAUAUGAUCAACUACCAGAAUACCGUGGGUAACUCCAUGACGAUACAGCAAAUUAAUACGGCGCAGCAUUCCUACCUCAACCAUAGAGCCAGCGUCAGCAAGGAGUCUCAAGCCGUACAGACAGACAAAGUUAUGAAGACCAGUGAAACUAACAGAGUUAACAGCAUGUCUGACUCCCCUGUGAUAAGCAAACCAACCAAACUAGAAGUGCCUCAUCCCAUUACAUCCCCCGUCAUCAACCCUGUGAUACCCAAAGUACCCAAUGUUACAGACAUCAAUUUUUUACCUAGGUGCCAAAGCGCCAACGCCGCUGUAAACUUGGGCUCUGAAAUGGACCCUAAUUUUGCGAACAGCAAUGCUAUCCAGAAUUCUCUUGGAGGAUCCAUGAACAUCGUGCAAUGUAGCUCUCAGGAUAAAGACUUAAAACCAAGGGAGAAAAGUAAACUUCGAGAUGUAAGAGUAAAUUCAGCUCACAGCAAAUUGGAGAAACCGGAAAAGAAAAGUAAGAAUGACACUCCAAGAAGCACGCCUGAACCCAAGGUCGUGUUUUUUCCAGAGCAAAACGCUAACGCCCGAAAGCCAGAGACGUCGGUCCCUAUAAACGUUAUCAACACCAACGCCGGCCCCGUCACUAGCAAGCCGGAAACAAAACCGACCAACGAAGCACCCAAGAAGCAAGAUUUUUUUAAGAAAGAGAAAACUAACACUUCUAAAUGUGACUCAAAAAACAACACAGUCAAACAUGACAAAACUUGCACUACGCAACUCGCCAUAAAACCGGACCAAAAUGAUCUAAACAAAAUGCUCCCCAAGCUACGCUAUGACAACGAUCUCGUCCCGAAAGACUAUCCCAUGAAUCAAAUCCCAAACUACCACACAUCUCAUGCUCAGUACCAGUGGCCACCCUGGGAUCCCGCGCGUCUCGCACAAGGCACAUGGGACCACAACAGAUUUCUCGACAUGAAAAACAGCGACAAAAACUACUUGGACAAAUUCCAGGGUUUCAACCUACCUCAUCUUGAACAGAUGCAGAAAUCGCCCCAAAAGCUCCAUCCGAAAUAUGAUCAGAAGGAUUUCCAUAACAUCGCUUACGGGGCGAUUUCAUCCGGCAUUUACGCCACUACCGGCCUUCCGCAUUUUAAAGAAACUAAAGCACCGACUUCAAAAGCGUCCGAAUGCUCGCAGAAGAAUGAUUGUAAACCUUCCAAACAGUCAAAAACAACAACCGCUUGUCAAACGCAGUGCGAGUCGAAAAAAUCUCAGGCACAAAACGAAGCGCAAAUGAAACAGAUGAUGCAACGCCAAGUUAAACAACAGGAAGCCGUCACCAGCUGCGCCGAAUACCGACAGCAAAGUCCUCAAGUGCUAACCUCCCCAGGCUGUAAAACUCCAUUCAACAACGGUCCAUGCAGCCAAGAGAAGGAAAUAGAAAAGAAAAGUAGACAAAAGAAGGAGGAAUCUCCUAAAGAGAGUAAGGAAGAGAUGUGUGAAGCGGUCAGUCCGGCUUUGCAAUCUAUGGGAGUGUAUACUCCAGACUCAACCAGCAAUUCUGUACAUUCAGUGCAGUACCCUUCUUGUGAACUCGACGUAUCGCAGCUAGGACUAGAGUCUCCCUCAAGUAUCGGAUCGGAUCUGGCGUCUCCGUGUUACAUGCACGCGACGCCGAGCCCUCAGUACCCGCACUCGGCGAUACACAUACCUUCGAUUAUGACGCAGCCCAACCAGCCGCCGAAACAGCAGAAGAUCAACAACAGGAAUAGAAACGCCGGCGCGAGCAGCGGCGCAGGCGCGAGCGCAGGGGCGGGCUCGGGCGCGGGCGCGGGGGCGGGCAAGAGCGAGCCCCCGCGCGCCGCCGCCACGCCGCCCGCGCGCCACCGCACCACUCCCCCCGCACACCAGCCACACGCCGGCGGCGGAGCGGCAGCGGGCGGCGCCGGCGCAGGCUACCAGGGCGGCUACCUCUCCUUCCAGCAGCAGCAGCAGUACCACGGCGGGGGGUGGGCGCCCUCCUGCUCGCUCGCCAAGCUGCAGCAGAUGGCCGAGGCGCCGCAACACCACCACCAGCAGUACGCGCAGCAGGCGGGCGGCGCGCAGCACUACCACAAGUACUACCCGGCGCCCAACCAGCUCGACGCCGCGCGCACCCGGACACAUUCUGCGCCCGCGCCUAGUAAGUUACUAUACAUGUGUGUACCAGUACGCGCAGCAGGCGAGCGGCGCGCAGCACUACCACAAUACGCGCAGCAGGCGAGCGGCGCGCAGCACUACCACAAGUACUACCCGGCGCCCAACCAGCUCGACGCCGCGCGCACCCGGACACUUUCUGCGCCCGCGCCUAGUAAGUUACUAUACAUGUGUGUACCAGUACGCGCAGCAGGCGAGCGGCGCGCAGCACUACCACAAUACGCGCAGCAGGCGAGCGGCGCGCAGCACUACCACAAGUACUACCCGGCGCCCAACCAGCUCGACGCCGCGCGCACCCGGACACAUUCUGCGCCCGCGCCUAGUAAGUUACUAUACAUGUGUGUACCAGUACGCGCAGCAGGCGAGCGGCGCGCAGCACUACCACAAUACGCGCAGCAGGCGAGCGGCGCGCAGCACUACCACAAGUACUACCCGGCGCCCAACCAGCUCGACGCCGCGCGCACCCGGACACAUUCUGCGCCCGCGCCUAGUAAGUUACUAUACAUGUGUGUACCAGUACGCGCAGCAGGCGAGCGGCGCGCAGCACUACCACAAGUACUACCCGGCGCCCAACCAGCUCGACGCCGCGCGCACCCGGACACAUUCUGCGCCCGCGCCUAUACGCGCAGCAGGCGAGCGGCGCGCAGCACUACCACAAGUACUACCCGGCGCCCAACCAGCUCGACGCCGCGCGCACCCGGACACAUUCUGCGCCCGCGCCUAGUAAGUUACUAUACAUGUGUGUACCAGUACGCGCAGCAGGCGAGCGGCGCGCAGCACUACCACAAGUACUACCCGGCGCCCAACCAGCUCGACGCCGCGCGCACCCGGACACAUUCUGCGCCCGCGCCUAUUCCAGGCAACCUGUCGCCGAUGCAGCACAUGCAGAUGGCACCGACGUCGCGCAUGUCGCCCAACCUCAACUCGCACAUCAUCUCGCAGUACGGUGUCGGCGUCGGCCUCGCCAACUCGUACCGCAUGCCGCCGCAGCAGCAGUUCAAUAAUCUGCAAAUGAUGAACGUUAACACACCCGUGCAGUACUCCACCCCGGACCCACGAGCCCAGCAACCAAAUGUGUACGCGUAUGGGUACAUUAACGCCCCGCCCGCGCUCGGCCUGCAGAGCCUGAACUCUACUAUGCGUCGGUAGCCCAGACCUAAGCCGGGUGACCCGAAAGUUAACGAGUAGUGCUCGAAAUACUCACGCGGCAUUCCAGUGUUUUUGUGACGGACGUCUGUGACGCGCAUUGACCAAAAACCGAUCGUAUCGUAAGUACAAAUAAGUAAGCUAGUGUAUAUAAAGUAGUGUAGGUUCGAUACGCCGCUUCGGUUGCCUUACCGGGUUUUCGGUUGUCGGUAGUGGCUUUUUUUAGUGUAGGAAUCUCGCGCGGUAUCUUUAUGCUGAACAAAGUACAAAAUUGCGGAUAAAUUGUAAUUUAAACCUGUUUAUAUUUGACCGGCGGAGAUAUAGCAUAAUGAUAUAGUGCAAUAAAUCGUAUUCGCUGUUGUAUGUACCGGUUCGUAUCGACCUCGUAUUGUGAUCGUCCGAUGCGUAAUAAAUCAUAAUAAAUUAAUAUAUUCUCAAUUCCCAAAGAAAUUAGUUAGGUCUUUGGUUUUGUUGAAAAGUGCAAUUGUUUUUCGGAUCGCAUAUUGUAUGUCUAAUAACGUAUGUAUAUUUUGUAUACAUUGUAUGUACACAUUGAACUCCGACUGCCGAGUGCAGUCUACGACUUUAAUUUAUAAUUUUAAUGUAAUCUGUUCUUCGAAGUGCCUCUUUAUCGUCCUCUCUGCUUAAUUUCCGUGUAAGAUAUUGUAAAUGUAUUACAUUAAGUUAACACAAGGCUGUAUAUAGAUCGCGUAAGUAGUACCUAACACUAAGAUAUAUUAUGAGUUUCAUUUGUCAAUGUGAUACCGGUAGCAGAAUGGAUUGAUUCCGCUCGCUGGUUUGAUUGCUUGAAGCUAAUUUCACACACAGAUAGUUUCCUAGCCACAUAAAACUGUAAUACUAUGUAAAAUUUAAUGAAUUACGUAAUAUAAUUGAUUUUUUUAAAUAAUUAACCGUGCGAAUGACGAAAGUCUAAAUAUUUUAGAGAUUUUUGUUCCUAUAUUAAUGUGGUUGGAAACUAAAUUUCUGUGAAGUUACCGACACCAGUGACGAACAGGCCUAAAUGACGGUUAUCGUUUUUUUUUUAUAUUUUGUAUUCUUUUACACUCGUAGGUUUUAAACGUUUUAUAAUUAAGAUAGUUAUGUUUCGCUUAAGGAUUAUUUCGUGUUAUCCCAGUAAUUUAUUGCCAAAUGUUAUUAACACUUAAUUUUGCGUAUCGUUUUAAGUUUUUUUUAGGUUAAUUGCGUUUAGUUUCUGCACGUACAUUAAAAUUGUGUUAAGAGGCGUUUCGCCGGCCGUCAGUUGAAUUUUGAUAAAGAUCUG